UUAACUAAUCCUGAGUAAGGUGGCCACUUUGACAGUCUUCUCAUGCUGCCUCUGGCACCUUCUCGGUCAGAAGACAUCACUUCAACUCUAACACAGCAUGAUCGAAACGUACAGCCAACCUUCUCCUCGCUCUGUGACCACUGGACCACCCGUCAGUAUGAAAAUUUUUAUGUAUUUACUUACAGUUUUUCUUAUCACCCAGAUGAUUGGGUCAGCACUGUUUGCUGUGUAUCUUCACAGAAGAUUGGACAAGAUAGAAGAUGAAAGGAAUCUUCAUGAAGAUUUUGUGUUCAUGAAAACGAUACAGAGAUGCAACAAAGGAGAGGGGUCCUUAUCUUUACUGAAUUGUGAGGAAAUUAGAAGCCAGUUUGAAGACCUGGUCAAGGAUAUAAUGCAAAGCAAAGAAGUGAAGAAGAAAGAAAAUAACUUUGAAAUGCACAAAGGUGAUCAGGAGCCUCAAAUCGCGGCCCACGUCAUCAGUGAGGCCAGCAGUAAAACAGCAUCUGUUCUACAGUGGGCCCCCAAAGGAUACUACACCCUAAGCAGCAACUUGGUCACCCUGGAAAACGGGAAACAACUGGCCGUUAAAAGACAAGGACUCUAUUACAUCUACGCCCAAGUCACCUUCUGUUCCAAUCGAGAAGCUUUGAAUCAAGCGCCUUUCAUAGCCAGCCUCUGCCUGAGGUCCACAGGUGGAUCGGAGAGAAUCUUACUCAGAGCUGCAAACACCCACAGUUCCUCCAAACCUUGCGGGCAGCAAUCCAUUCACUUGGGAGGAGUCUUCGAAUUGCAAGCCGGUGCUUCGGUGUUUGUCAACGUGACUGAUCCGAGCCAAGUGAGCCACGGGACAGGCUUCACGUCUUUCGGCUUACUCAAACUCUGACCGGUGUAAGCUGGCAGGCUGUGGCUGGGCUGAUGCUGGCAGCCUUCACCAUACAGCAAAGCAGUUAGGACCACCCCCUGUUGAACUGCCUAUUUAUAAUCCCAGGACCCUCCUCAUGGAAAACUAUUUAUUAUACAUCCCGAGGCAUGUAGGGCUGCAAUGAGUGACUUAUGGGACAGGUGAGACCCAAACAGGCCCUGUUCCUUAAGAGCUUAUAGUCCGAAGCGGCAGCCCCACUGAUGCAGACACCCGGAGAGUCCUAUGAAAUGACGAGGCCAUUGCACACAGGUUGAAUUCUGAGUAAACAGCAGAAAAUUAGCCAAGUUUAGUUGUGUUUCUUUGCAUGCAGGGUCUUUCAGUGGAGAAUGUAUUUAAUUCCUCGGUCAAGAUGCCGAAGGGAAAGAGGGAGCCUCAGGUCACAUUCAGUUCUGGUUGGUUCUGGGUCCCUGUGACCCCGAAGGAGGGGGCAGACUUUAGAAAGUGUAAUACGGUGGAGAAACAAAAACCUGUCCCCCACCAGCCACCCGGACCUUCAUUCUCUUUCUCUCAUUCUCUCUUCCUCUCUCAUACACACACACACACGCACACACACACACACACACACACACACUCACUCACUCACACACAGAGUCAGGCUGUUGCUAAUCAAGUGUCUUAUUUCAACCUGGUUUGUCUCCACCGCUGUCGAUGGGACGGGGCGGGGCAGAGAGGGCCGCUCAGAGCCUGCCCCCUCCUCCUCCAGAAAUGACUGUAUUUAAAGGAAAUCUAUUGUAUCUACCUGCAGUCCCCGUUGUUUCCAAAGUGAACCUGUGAUUAUCUUGUUAUUUAUUUUGUGAGUAAUAAAGACCUCUUAACAUUA
This is a messenger RNA of Camelus dromedarius (Arabian camel), 1742 nucleotides long. RefSeq names its product CD40 ligand (gene CD40LG). The record is from RefSeq and is a predicted model, not a curated record. Gene Ontology annotation, cellular component: membrane. The transcript is spliced from 5 exons. Gene Ontology annotation, molecular function: tumor necrosis factor receptor binding; CD40 receptor binding. NCBI's taxonomy places the organism in Eukaryota, Metazoa, Chordata, Mammalia, Artiodactyla, Camelidae. Gene Ontology annotation, biological process: immune response. The coding region runs from base 98 to 883 and encodes 261 amino acids.